This is a messenger RNA of Betta splendens (Siamese fighting fish), 4359 nucleotides long. RefSeq names its product granulin a (gene grna). The record is from RefSeq and is a predicted model, not a curated record. Gene Ontology annotation, cellular component: extracellular region. The coding region runs from base 131 to 3733 and encodes 1200 amino acids. Lineage: Eukaryota; Metazoa; Chordata; Actinopteri; Anabantiformes; Osphronemidae. The transcript is spliced from 20 exons.
CUCCCUCCCUUUCUCGCCCACACUCCCACUGUAGUGUAACACAAUAAAUGAUCAUCAGUUGUGCCAUUUUGUGCUGAGACACUUGUGAAACACCUGGCAGUUCACAACAGCGCGUCACUCUUUUACUAAGAUGCAGCUGUGGGUUGUGCUCUGCUGGGCUGUUCUGGCCCUGGUUGGUGCUCACCAGUGUCCAGAUGGAAGACGGUGCGAGGAAGGUCAAACCUGCUGCAGUGACCCGGCCAGUGGCUUCAAAUGCUGCCCCUUCGAUCAGGCUGAGUGUUGUGAGGAUCACAUCCACUGCUGUCCUGCAGCCACACUCUGCGAUGUAGCCACAUCCAGCUGUGUGAAUGCCACCGUGUCCAUGCCAUGGGUGGAAAGAACAUCUUAUAGUGACCCCAGACUCUCCAAAUCCUUCAGGAUGAUCAAAACAUACAUAGGAGAGGAUGAAGACAACGUCUGUCCUGACCUGUCACGAUGCCCACCUGAGUUUUCCUGUCUGAGGGCCUUGACAAAGUUUGGCUGCUGCCCUCUAGCUCAUGGAUCCCCCUGCUCUGAUGGGAAACACUGCUGUCCUGAGGACCAUCAGUGUAGCGGAGACAGUCGCUCCUGCAUUAAAAGAGAACUUGUGACUGCAGUUCCAUGCAGCGAUGGAAAGUCUGAAUGUCCACAAGGAACCACUUGCUGUGAAACCCCAGACGGAAAGUGGGGCUGCUGCCCAAUGCCGAAGGCCGUGUGUUGUGAGGAUAAGGUACACUGCUGUCCUGAGGGGACCGCUUGUGACAUCAAACAGUCCAAAUGUAUUUCCUUGUCCACCAAAACAGCGAUGCCUAUGUGGGACAAACUCCCCGCCAGAAUAAGAGCAGAGUGGGAGAACCAGAAAGGUGAACACAUGACUGCAGAGGCAGCUGCUGACAGUGGAUCUGAAAAAACUCAGGACACCACAGCGAAUACGGUUCCUCCUUCACAAGAGGAAGUGUCUGUGUCAUCUGUUACUAAGGCAGCUGGAAGUAGUGACGUGCCCUGUAGUGAAACCGUAGCCUGUCCAGAAAACUACACAUGCUGUGGAAGCCAAUCUGGUGGCUGGAGCUGCUGUCCUCUACCAAAGGCUGUUUGCUGUAAGGACCACAAGGGCUGCUGUCCAAAAGGUAAAAGGUGCAACCUGGCUAAAAACACCUGUGAAGAUGACACAAGUGCCGUACCCAUGGUCACAAAGGUACCAGCCAUGCCUAGGCAAAAUGUGGAAGCCAGAACUGUUCCAUGCAACUCCACAGCCAGCUGCCCAGAUGGUACCACGUGCUGCAAGACCAAGGAUGGAGGCUGGGCUUGCUGUCCUUUCCCAGAGGCUGUCUGUUGUAACGACUUCCUACACUGUUGCCCGCAUGGCAAACAAUGUAACCUGGCUGCAGGGACCUGUGAUGGUGAGACAGGAGUCUUACCAUGGGCAGAGAAACUACCAGUCAUCCCUAGGCAGAAUGUGGAGGCCAGAAAUGUUCCAUGCAACUCCACAGCCAGCUGCCCAGAUGGUACCACGUGCUGCAAGACCAAGGAUGGAGGCUGGGCUUGCUGUCCUUUCCCAGAGGCUGUCUGUUGUAACGACUUCCUACACUGUUGCCCGCAUGGCAAACAAUGUAACCUGGCUGCAGGGACCUGUGAUGGUGAGACAGGAGUCUUACCAUGGGCAGAGAAACUACCAGUCAUCCCUAGGCAGAAUGUGGAGGCCAGAAAUGUUCCAUGCAACUCCACAGCCAGCUGCCCAGAUGGUACCACGUGCUGCAAGACCAAGGAUGGAGGCUGGGCUUGCUGUCCUUUCCCAGAGGCUGUCUGUUGUAACGACUUCCUACACUGUUGCCCGCAUGGCAAACAAUGUAACCUGGCUGCAGGGACCUGUGAUGGUGAGACAGGAGCUUUACCAUGGGCAGAGAAACUACCAGUCAUCCCUAGGCAGAAUGUGGAGGCCAGAAAUGUUCCAUGCAACUCCACAGCCAGCUGCCCAGAUGGUACCACGUGCUGCAAGACCAAGGAUGGAGGCUGGGCUUGCUGUCCUUUCCCAGAGGCUGUCUGUUGUAACGACUUCCUACACUGUUGCCCGCAUGGCAAACAAUGUAACCUGGCUGCAGGGACCUGUGAUGGUGAGACAGGAGCUUUACCAUGGGCAGAGAAACUACCAGUCAUCCCUAGGCAGAAUGUGGAGGCCAGAAAUGUUCCAUGCAACUCCACAGCCAGCUGCCCAGAUGGUACCACGUGCUGCAAGACCAAGGAUGGAGGCUGGGCUUGCUGUCCUUUCCCAGAGGCUGUCUGUUGUAACGACUUCCUACACUGUUGCCCGCAUGGCAAACAAUGUAACCUGGCUGCAGGGACCUGUGAUGGUGAGACAGGAGUCUUACCAUGGGCAGAGAAACUACCAGUCAUCCCUAGGCAGAAUGUGGAGGCCAGAAAUGUUCCAUGCAACUCCACAGCCAGCUGCCCAGAUGGUACCACGUGCUGCAAGACCAAGGAUGGAGGCUGGGCUUGCUGUCCUUUCCCAGAGGCUGUCUGUUGUAACGACUUCCUACACUGUUGCCCGCAUGGCAAACAAUGUAACCUGGCUGCAGGGACCUGUGAUGGUGAGACAGGAGCUUUACCAUGGGCAGAGAAACUACCAGUCAUCCCUAGGCAGAAUGUGGAGGCCAGAAAUGUUCCAUGCAACUCCACAGCCAGCUGCCCAGAUGGUACCACGUGCUGCAAGACCAAAACAGGGGACUGGGCUUGCUGUCCCCUACCAGAGGCUGUCUGUUGCAACGACCAUGAACACUGCUGUCCUUCUGGCACCACCUGUGACCUGACCACAGUCACCUGCAAGGGUGCCUCAGGCUCCUCACCCAUGACACGGAAAAAGCCUGCAUUUACUACAGUGGCACCCACUACAGUAGCCUUCAGCACCCAAAAACACGAAACAGGCAUAGUGGUAGCAGAGCAAGACGAGAAGUGGAAGGAGGAAGAUGAGGAGGAGAACACAGGAGCUCACAACAGAGUACAAUGUGAUGCCCACACCAGCUGCCCUCAAUACACAACUUGCUGCUUCAUGGUUUCUACUCACAAGUGGGGAUGUUGUCCACUGCCCCAGGCAGUGUGCUGCUCUGAUGGGAGCCACUGUUGCCCCAAACAGUACAAGUGUGAUGAGCACAAGACAUCAUGCAUCAAAGGGGAAGUGGUGAUCCCAUGGUACACCAAGCUUCAGGCGACCACCAGUGCUGAUGCUCCUCCCGGCUCUGAGCAGUGUGGCGGUCUGAAUCAGUGUCCUAAAGACACCACCUGCUGUCGGCUGAAGUCCGGCGAGUGGGGCUGUUGCCCGAUGCAAAACGCUGUGUGCUGUCCAGACCAGGAACACUGCUGCCCAAAGGGCUACACCUGCAACAUGGCCUCAAAGUCUUGUCAGAAGUUGCAUGUGGAGACUCUUCUACUGACACCUGUGUUGCUGCCUAAACAGCAACACCAGCCCAGUCCUGUAAAGUCCAAAGACGUGCCAUGUGACGACAAAACCAAGUGUAGAGAUGGGCAGACCUGCUGCAGGGUGUCUGCCACUAAAUGGGGCUGCUGUCCACUGCCUAAUGCGGUGUGCUGCAGCGACAUGAAGCACUGCUGCGAGGCCGGGUACACCUGCACUGACACUGGUGACUGCAUUAAGAACACCAGGUUCAACUGGUUCAACUGGCAUAUGUUCCGUGCCAAUGAAAAGAGAGCUCUAGUUGUGUAAAAUCAUUGUUUUAGCAAACUGUUGUUUAAUUUUUCGGGUGAUUCCCAAAUACAACAUAAUUUAAAGGGAUUUAAUGAUUGUCAUGAUUAAGUUAAAAGUUUUUUUCUUGUGCAUCUAAAUUCAAACUAACAUAUAAACCUGUGAUUAACUCAUUAACAACUAACAAACUCUGCUUCAUUAUAUAAGAAAAUAAAUGAAACACUCCACAGGCAGUGUCCACUAUCAGCUGUCUCUUACUGUGUGUUCUCCUUAAACUGCCUUUUUUGGGAAAAUACACUUAUCUGUCUAUAAUGAGUCCCAAAGCUGUCUAAUUCCACUUCAUGAUGAAGGAACAGUUCAUUUUGCUCCAUUGGUUUCUGUUCAGGCUUAUAUUUUUAUGUGCAGUACUUUAUCUGUGAAUUCAUUUUGUGGCAGCUACAAUGAUUAAAAUGUCAUCUUCGUUAAAGUAUACAUAGCAAUCUAGUGUUUUUAAAUGUGGCUGAAUAUUGUAUAGUGUGCAUCUGUUAAUGGGAUUCAACACUCACCAUAACAAAUACAAUUCACCUAUAUCUCAAAUGAAAUGAAACAUACGUGCUGAUUUACAUGCUUGUUUCAUUAACGUGAAUAAAUGGGAUAUAAUGCUACAA